AAUUUUCUGUCAUCUGUCAUUUGUCGGACGAACGAGACUGCUGAUGAACAGUAUAUAUUCGGUCGUGGAAAAGUUAAUUACAUCUUUUAAAGGUUACGAACGUGAUAUACUGAAUCUGCGCAUCAUAACAUAAUUUGUACUGCAGCGUUCUCAUCUGUCCCUGUCUGAACCAUUGCUGCACUUGCUGCACAACAGUAUGAACACAGAGGUGUUGGCUUAUCCUGACGUUCUGGCAAAUGAAAAUGGAGGAGGUUUCAAUGUCCAGUCUGGACAACAGCAAACUAGAGGGCCUAGCUCAGGACGUCUUGUCUGAGCUGAUAGAAGACGCCUGUCUCGGUCUCUGUUUUGAAGUCCACCGGGCCGUCAAGCAGGGCUACUUCUUUUUGGAAGACACUGACCAAGAAAGCAUGAAGGACUUUGAAAUUGUGGACCAGCCAGGGGUGGACGUGUUUGGGCAGGUGUACAACCAGUGGAAGAACAAGGAGUGUGUGUGUCCCAACUGCAGCCGAAGCAUUGCUGCUUCACGUUUUGCCCCACACUUGGAGAAGUGCCUGGGAAUGGGACGUAACAGCAGCCGCAUAGCCAACCGCAGAAUAGUGACUGGUAACAAUACCAAUAACAAAUCAGAGAGUGAUCAAGAGGACAACGAUGAUGUCAAUGAUAAUGACUGGUCUUAUGGGACCGAAAAAAAAGCCAAGAAGAGAAAAUCCGAUAAGAAUUCAAAUUCACCCCGAAGAUCAAAAUCAUUCAAACAUAAGACUAUGAUGGGUCCUCGGCGUCGUAUGGAGAACCAGGAAAGCCCGCACAUGAUGAUGAAAGAUGAAACUUUUCGACAGUAAUGUGCAGACAAGAAAACCAAAAAGAAUCCAUCUCUGGUUUAUUGUUUUUAAAUUGACCUAUAAUUCUAUAUAGGUCAGUAUGCUAUGUACGUAUGUAUAUAUUCAGCCAAUAAGCUGAAUAUAUGUAUUUGUUAGUUUAAUUAACCUUUUUGUUAUUUACACAAAUCAUUACACCAAUUCUCAAUCUGUUACUUAUUUUAUUACAGAUGGCUCAAUUUUGAUCACUUCAUGUAUUAUAUAAAUAUGUGUCAGGGCAAUUAACAACCAGGAAAAGGUACCACUAUGUACAAAGUGUAAAAUGUUAGCUGAAAGGUUUUUGUGUUUAGAUACUAAGCUGUUCAGUAGACAGUGAACAUAAUUAUGAUUCCAUUUGACCACUUUUCAGACAAUAACGGCUAAUGUGUCUUUGUAUUUUAGACUCUUCAGAUUCACUUAGUUAAGAUCAUGAUUCUCUUUACCAAUGCAUGGAAUGAUUCCCAGCUGUUGUCACACCUGUUUAUUAUGAUUCUGGAUGUUUUCAAAUCCUUGACAAAUAUUUAGUUCACCAUAUAAACCUCCACUCUAUGGUUAGUUUGGAUUCUAUCUAUCAAACAAUAAUUUAUAUUAUAUGUUUACAUUGUGACCAGUUACAAACUUGUUGUGAUCAUGUAAAUAUUAAAGGUUA
Hypomesus transpacificus is the source of this 1503-nucleotide messenger RNA. It is a transcript of the gene atxn7l3b, whose product is annotated as ataxin 7 like 3b. Lineage: Eukaryota; Metazoa; Chordata; Actinopteri; Osmeriformes; Osmeridae. Gene Ontology annotation, molecular function: transcription coactivator activity. Gene Ontology annotation, cellular component: SAGA complex; DUBm complex. The transcript is spliced from 9 exons. The coding region runs from base 237 to 839 and encodes 200 amino acids. Gene Ontology annotation, biological process: regulation of transcription by RNA polymerase II; positive regulation of DNA-templated transcription. The record is from RefSeq and is a predicted model, not a curated record.